UGUGUGUGUGUGUGUGUGUGCGUGUGUGUGCAUAGUCCAGGUGCUGACCACUAAUGAUCUCAUCUUUGCUUCCAUCAACCUCUUGCAAGCAAAUAAUCAUCAAUAAAGUUAAAUUGUUUGGACAUUGUAUUCAUGACAUUUGCCAGACUUUGAGUUACGCACCAGUAGGAAGAUAGUUGAGCACACAGAACAAAUGACAUUAAUAUGACGAAGGAGCAUUUCUGCACGUAACUGACGUGGACGUUUGAAUCUAUACCGUCCAACAGCAGGUGAUGAGAGCCGCAGCCUGAGUUUCACCCCGGGGGCCUGGGACAAAAUGGGUGACGCUGUGGGAAGAGGUCUGUUCCUUAAUGUUUGAUGUCAGAUCACCUCUGGUAGCGCCGGAGCCGAGGGGGAGGUGAGGUCCGGGGCGGACUCACCGUCUGCUGUGUAUUAAAGAGGUGAAAUGCAGUGGGACCGAAAAACAGGAUUUGUAGUUUAUUAAUAUAAUCACAUUAUUCAAUACCUGAUGUAUUUUAUACUGUGUCAUUCCAGUGAUUAUGUAUUUAUUAUAUAUGCCUAUAUUAUUAUAAUAGGUUUUGCCUAAUGAGAACACGUUGCAUUGUUCCAUGUGUGGCCAAUGGUUUUGCGCCGCGUCCUCAUUAUGUUGAUGAAAUCUCACGUUGGGCAGCUUGUCAAUAAUUCAUGAGAUCGGUGCGGCCACGUGGCAUCGCCGCAUUGUCAAGUCCGCUUGUUUGCCAGAUGUAAAUGACCAUUCAGCCGCUGCUCCUAUUAGGCGUCCACGAGGACGGCGGAUCACGCCGGCGGCCGCGGCGCGCGUCCCAAAGGUCGCCAUGUGCCCUCUGUCCCCGCGGGGCUUUACAUUGAUUCCAGCAGAUUUCUAAAGUGAUUUUUCUAAGAGCAUUUGCCCGGGAUUAGUUUGCCCCUGAAAGCUCCACGGGGGCUUUCGCUGGGCUAUUUAACGGGGCCGAGGCAGCGAGAGGCUCGCGGCCGCCCGCUGCCCUCGCGCCGCACCGAGUCCACGGGGGACGCGCAGAUGAAGAGAGGGGAUUGGUUUCGGCCAAAGCUGAUCUUCCAUCUUGUGUGCGGGGGAUUUCGAGUCCAGGGGCUGCAGUGCUAUGGCUGCAACAUCCUGCAGGGCCAGAGGUACGUGGACGUGGGCUGCUCCAACCCAGAGGUCAUCACCUGCACCCACUCACACAAGGGCUUCAAACACCGCUUCUGCAUUAAGACAGAGAGCACGGCCCUGGGCAUCGUCUUGACCAGCGGCUGUGCUACCUCCAGACACUGCCAGCAACAAGAGCUGCCUGGCGUGCGCAUCCACUGCUGUGACUCAGACCUGUGCAACAGCGCCCCCUCCUGGCGCACAAGCGCACUGCAUUGCUUCUGUGCGCUGUUCUGCCUGUUGCUGCUGAGGAUGUGGUUGUGAAGUCAUUUUGGAAACCACCACUGGACUAGAGGGAGAAACGUUUAAUUAGCAGCUCAUUAUUUCUCUUAGCUGCUUGUGUGUAGGACUGAAUGAGGGUUUUACUCUCUGUGGUGUUGCUGGUGCACACCUUGAAGUAGUAGAUCACAAUAUCACUACAUUAGCGUGGACUUGCCAUCAGUGCAAUAAAGAAAUAAUUUUGUGAAUAUGUUUCUAAAAAUACUAAAUCACUCAAAGGAAUCAGUAAUAUAUCCACUUACUCAACAUAGCUUGGAGUCCAUACACAGAUCAGCCACAGAAGGAAAGGUUUGCUUUAAUGCUGUAGCAGGCAAUGAUCAACAUGGGAAAAAUGUUACACUGGUCAUUAUCAAUAGGUGGCAAAACACAGGAUGCCCAUGCUGACCCCUGCCCACCAUAAUAGUACAUGGGAUUUACCACAUUGUUAUAAUGUUUUGAACAUAUUCAUCACAGCUGCAUAUCACACAGUUCAAUUUAACCAUCUUCCAGAUUCUAACGGCUUAGUUCCACCUACCACAACAUAUAAAUCCUUUUUCCCACUGUCAUGGACUUUCUCAAGACCACUUCUUUCUGUGGAGUAUGUUCUUUUAAAGCCUCAGGCUACUAACAAAAUGAAAGAUAUUUUUUUAGUUUUUUCUUCUAAUCUUGAGGCUAAGAUGCAUGUGGUUAUGUAUGAUUGUAAUAUUGUACAGUGAAAGCAUGUAAUGUUGUGAACUACGGUAUUAAAUUAUGUUUCAUAUUUUUCAGA
Betta splendens (Siamese fighting fish) is the source of this 2192-nucleotide messenger RNA. RefSeq lists its product as uncharacterized. The coding region runs from base 1037 to 1429 and encodes 130 amino acids. The transcript has 3 exons. The record is from RefSeq and is a predicted model, not a curated record. Lineage: Eukaryota; Metazoa; Chordata; Actinopteri; Anabantiformes; Osphronemidae.